Molecule: messenger RNA, 576 nt
Organism: Saxophila tyrrhenica
Lineage: Eukaryota; Fungi; Ascomycota; Dothideomycetes; Mycosphaerellales; Extremaceae
Exons: 5
Coding region: 1-576 (191 amino acids)
Source: RefSeq, a predicted model, not a curated record
AUGCACGCAAUCGCAUCCAUCGCCCUGGCCCUCGCCAGCUCCGUCGCCGUCUCUGCCGCUCCCGCUCCCAUCUCCAAGGAUGGCCCCCCUGUUGGCGUGACCCCCAACUUCAAGUUGUGGGCCUCUGGCGAGAACCUCGAGCAUUGGGCUGUGGUCAACGCCCAUGUCGAAGCCGGUCGCAAUGUUCUAGAGAUCCAGCGCCCUACGGCCUACACGUCCAACAAGUCGUACAUCUUUGGCACCCCCAAGGACUUCAACAAGGGCACCGGUCGUCUCCAGUACCAACUCGGUGGGGACGUCUACACGACCGUCAUUGAAACCCCAGAGGUUGGCGAACUUACCCAAGUGUACACCCAGGCCGGUGGUGAGGGGUCUAAGGUCUUCUCUAUCGACCAGACAAGGGGUGGCUACCUUGACGUCGCCUCCAACGGGGAAUUUAAUAUUUUCUGGGCUUGCGAGACUGAGGUGCAAGGCGAGGAGGUGUUCACGCUGUGGUACGGCGCCGGCCCAACCAAGAAAUACCUGAAGGAGCACAAGUGCGAGAGCAUCACUCUCCAGACCCACAAGAAGUGGUAA